AUGUCUAAUAUUGGAAGUGAAACUACCCUCGACGCUGAAGGUCAUUUGACGGGCCAAUUUAAAAUUCCGACAAACAACAGCUUAGCAUCAUACGUAGGUGUGGCAGGUAUAUGUAAAAUGGAAUAUGCCAAAAGCAAUCGAUCCAGAUGUAAUAAAUGCAAGAUUGAAAUUGAUCAAAAUUCUUUACGUAUUGCAAGACUUGUACAAGCACCAAAUUUCGAUGGAAAAAUUCCCAGAUGGUUUCAUUAUCAUUGUUUUUGGGGAGGAAAAUCGCCUAUUGAAAGCACCGCAGAGAUUAAACACUUUGACUCUAUUCGAUGGGAAGAUCAAGAAAAGAUUAGAAAAGCAAUUGCUGGUGGUGUUGGUGGAGGCGUAGGAGCAGGACUAUCUUCUCCCAAAGCUUCUACUCGUAAAUUUACUGUGAAAUUAUCGGAUAGUGAUUUACCGUGUAGUCAUUGUGAAAAGCCACUAAUACAGGAACGUCAUACAAUAUGUGAGUCUGGUAAGAAGGCUACGUUUGCGUGUCAUCUAUCUUGUUUCCUGAAAAGUAAUGAAUGUCUUGAAGAUAUAUCACAGCUUACAGGCUUUCGAAAAUUGUCUUCUAUCGAUCGAGAUGCUAUUAUACUUUCACAUGCUGAAAUUUCAAAGGAGAAUAGGAAACGACCUGCUAAAGCCGCUUCAUCGGCACCAGCUGAACAAGGUCCAAAGGCAAAAAAAGUUAAAUCAGAAGAAAAUACUGAACAGGAAGAAUUACGUAAACAGAAUAAAUUACUGUGGAGUUUAAGAGAUAAACUUGAAAGUGAAGUAUCCAAAGAGGCGUUGAUUGGUUUACUAGAAUACAACAAACAAUUCGUUCCCUCUGGAUUAUCUCGUCUCCUCGAUGCAGUUGCCGAUGCGAUGACAUUUGGUGCAUUGCCGACAUGUCCAAGUUGUAAACAAGGCCCACUGCAUUAUAGUAAUGCAAAUUAUAAGUGUAGUGCUAUGGCUACAGAUUGGAUCCAGUGUCUUUAUCAUACCCGGACACCUGAACGUAAAAAGUUUAAUAUUCCUGAAGAGUAUCAUGAUGUGGAAUUUUUAAAGAAAUACAAAUAUGUCAAGCGUACACGAUUAUUUCCACCAGAUCUGGUCUCUGAUAUCACAGGACCACUAACUGGUUUAUUUUUCUAUAUCACUAAUGGACCAUUUGAUAGUGGCAAGUCAAGGGAACAGUUAAUGCGUGAAUUCACUAAUUUCGGUGGAGCUAUCAUGACCAAACUUAGCACCAAUACAAUUGUUGUCUCUACACUGGCUGAAUUGAAACCGGAGAAGAAUGUGGACAAUGCGUCAAAGGGGACUAUUUCAACAGCACGUGCUUCUGGUUUACGUGUUAUCGAUGAGGGCUUGUUAUCUGAACUGAAUUCAGGUGGGAAAUCUGAUGGGAAAAUUCAACAACUUUUAGAAAAACAUACAAUCUCUGAUUGGAAAGUCAAGAUUCGUGAGCCUAAAGCGGACAGAUGGGAGAAGCGAUUAGCUGAUUUAGAAUUUGAUGAUCAAGAAAUGAUGCGAUUGAAACUAAAAAAUGGUGCAGUUGUUGAUCCACAAUCAGAGUUAGAGCAUAAAGCCUCGGUGUUGAAAGAUGAAAGUGGGAAAUUUAUGACAGCAGUUCUCGGGAUGGUUGAUUUAGUCAAAGGAUCAAAUUCAUUUUAUAAACUUCAAGCCCUGCAAGCGGAUAAAUCCCAACGCUGUUGGGUGUUUCGUGCAUGGGGUCGUAUAGGCACACCAAUCGGCGGGACAAAAACUGAAUCCUUUCCGAAUGCUACAUCAGCACGUGCAUCAUUCAGAGAGCUUUACCUUGAAAAAACUGGUAAUCAUUGGGAUGAACGUGACAAUUUUAAAAAGAUGCCGUAUAAAUUUUAUGAAUUAGAAUUAGAUUAUAAUAAUUCUUCAUCAGAUAUUAAAGAAAUUCAAAGCGUUAGUGAAAUUCCAUCAAAAUUGCAUCCAUCUGUUCAGUCACUUUUAAAGUUUAUUUGUGAUAUAAAAUCUAUGGAGAAGGCUAUGGCAGAAUUUGAACUUGAUUUAAGAAAAAUGCCACUAGGCAAACUCUCUCGAAAUCAAAUCCGUGAAGCUUACGAGGUGCUGAAUUCCCUGUCUCAACUUGUCAGUAAAAGUAGUAGUAAGUCAUCGUCAACAAAGAAUAACAACAAUAAUGCUGAUGCCUCAUUGAAUAAAACUCAAGUGUUAAGUGAAUCCACACGCUUCUAUACACUGAUUCCACAUGAUUUUGGUAUGAAAGCACCACCUCUGUUGGAUAAUAAAAAGUUGAUUCGUACAAAAAUACACAUGCUAGAAGAUUUACUUGAAAUUGAACUGGCCUAUAAAAUAUUAUCAUCAAGUAAGAGUAAUUCCAAGAAAAAUCCAUUGGAUGAACAUUAUGAAAAAUUGCAUACAAAAUUGGAGCCAUUGGAUAGUAAUUGUGAAGACUAUAAACGUAUUCUUGAUUAUGUUCGUGAAACCCAUGGGUCUACGCAUACACACUACACCCUGCAAGUAUUAGAUAUUUUUGAAGUUCAGCGAGAUGGUGAAGAAGAUCGUUAUGCAAAGUGUAAAAUUGCUCAACAUAAUAAACAGCUUCUAUGGCAUGGUUCUCGUCAAACCAAUUGGAUGGGUAUAUUAUCUCAAGGAUUACGUAUUGCACCGCCUGAAGCUCCAUCGACUGGUUAUAUGUUUGGCAAGGGUAUUUAUUUCGCUGAUAUAGUUAGUAAAUCAGCUAACUAUUGUUUUGCCACGCAAGUACAACCUGAAGGUUUAUUAUUACUGUGUGAAGUGGCACUAGGCGAUAUGAAUGAAUGUCUACGUAGUGAUGACACUGCGCUGCCACCGAAUUAUCAUAGUCGUAAAGGCAUUGGAUCUGUUACACCUGAUCCGUCAACAUUUUACACCAAUAAAGAUGGUGUUGUUUAUCCAAUCGGGAAGCCUAUUGAAUCGAAGGUGCCAAAUACCACUCUAUGCUAUAAUGAGUAUAUUGUGUAUGAUGUGUCACAGGUAAAGCAGAAGUAUCUUGUACGCGUGAAAUUUCUUUACAAAUAA
Trichobilharzia szidati is the source of this 3066-nucleotide messenger RNA. The record is from the annotation of a GenBank genome assembly. NCBI's taxonomy places the organism in Eukaryota, Metazoa, Platyhelminthes, Trematoda, Strigeidida, Schistosomatidae.